Messenger RNA from Magnolia sinica, 622 nucleotides. Its product is annotated as protein SHORT ROOT IN SALT MEDIUM 1-like. NCBI's taxonomy places the organism in Eukaryota, Viridiplantae, Streptophyta, Magnoliopsida, Magnoliales, Magnoliaceae. The record is from RefSeq and is a predicted model, not a curated record. The transcript is spliced from 3 exons. Gene Ontology annotation, biological process: regulation of DNA-templated transcription. Gene Ontology annotation, cellular component: nucleus. Bases 16 to 417 code for a protein of 133 amino acids.
UUUCAGGUGAUCUUGAUGAGUGGUAUCAGUAGCCAUGCUCUGGAGGAGCUGUGUUCUGAUAAAAGUUCUGACAGGAUACCCCAUCUUAAUAUUAUCCCGAGGUUUGCAAUUCUCAGGAAAGAUUGUUCCUUCAUGGCAAUUGGAGGCCCGUGGAAUGCAGCUCAGGAUGGUGGAGAUCCCUUGGUUGAUGAUUCCUCCUUGGUUCAGUCAGCUCUUAGACAUGUGAAAGAUUUAACCCAACUUGAUCUGCGAGAUUCCCAGCACUGGAAUCGGUUUCUUGAGGCAGGAAAUGAUGAAGAUGUAGCUGAUCUGCAAGGCAAGCAUGACAAGGAGACAACUGAUGGCAUAAAGAAAAUGGAGGAACCCACAGAUGAAGUAAAGAGUGAAGAUAAAACAGCUGAGACAAAUGAGCAAUGAUCAAGUGGCUGAGUCAGAGAAGUCUGAUGCUGCCGCAAAGGAGUCGGUUGUUGAUAAAGAACUAUUACAGGUGUGUAACUGAACCGCAUCUCUGCUUAUCUAAUCAAACAUCAAGCUCAAAAAACAUUUCCAGCAAUUCUGAGAUGGGCUUUUUAAACUUGGAACGGGCAUUUAGAUUCUUCCACAGGAACUGGGUGGGCUACAU